Molecule: messenger RNA, 1245 nt
Organism: Puma concolor (puma)
Lineage: Eukaryota; Metazoa; Chordata; Mammalia; Carnivora; Felidae
Source: RefSeq, a predicted model, not a curated record
AUGUCUGGGACUCGUAAGGAGACAUGUAAGUGGCUAAUGGAGGCUUUUGAAGUGGGGAACUACAAGCGGACGGUGAAGCGCAUCGAUGACGGACACCGCCUGUGCAACGACCUGAUGAACUGCGUGCAGGAGCGCGCCAAGAUCGAGAAGGCGUACGCGCAGCAGCUCACCGACUGGGCCAAGCGCUGGCGCCAGCUCAUCGAGAAAGGCCCACAGUAUGGCAGCCUGGAGCGGGCCUGGGGUGCCAUCAUGACGGAGGCGGACAAGGUGAGCGAACUGCACCAGGAAGUGAAGAACAACCUGCUGAACGAGGACCUGGAGAAGGUCAAGAACUGGCAGAAGGAUGCCUAUCACAAGCAGAUCAUGGGCGGCUUCAAGGAGACCAAGGAGGCUGAGGACGGCUUCCGCAAGGCCCAGAAGCCCUGGGCCAAGAAGAUGAAGGAGCUGGAGGCAGCAAAGAAGGCUUACCAUCUGGCCUGCAAAGAGGAGAAGCUGGCCAUGACCCGGGAGAUGAAUAGCAAGACGGAGCAGUCGGUCACGCCCGAGCAGCAGAAGAAGCUGCAGGACAAAGUGGACAAGUGCAAGCAGGAUGUACAGAAGAUGCAGGAGAAGUAUGAGAAGGUGCUGGACGACGUGGGCAAGACCACACCCCAGUACAUGGAGAGCAUGGAGCAGGUGUUUGAACAGUGCCAGCAGUUUGAGGAAAAGCGGCUGGUCUUCCUCAAGGAGGUGCUGCUGGACAUCAAACGUCACCUCAACCUUGCCGAGAAUAGCAGCUAUGUCCACGUGUACCGGGAGCUGGAGCAGGCUAUUCGGGGGGCUGACGCCCAGGAUGACCUCAGAUGGUUCCGCAGCACCAGCGGCCCCGGCAUGCCCAUGAACUGGCCCCAGUUUGAGGAGUGGAACCCAGACCUCCCUCACACCGCCACCAAGAAAGAAAAGCAGCCCAAGAAGGCAGAGGGGGUGACGCUGACCAAUGCCACUGGAGUGGUGGAGUCCACAUCCCAGGCUGGGGACCGUGGCAGCGUUAGCAGCUACGACAGGGGCCAGCCUUAUGCAACCGAAUGGUCGGACGACGAGAGCGGGAACCCAUUUGGGGGCAGUGAGGCCAAUGGGGGCUCCAACCCCUUCGAGGACGACGCCAAGGGAGUGCGUGUGCGGGCGCUCUAUGACUACGACGGCCAGGAGCAGGACGAGCUCAGCUUCAAGGCUGAUCCACCUCCAGUGACAAGCCCCUGGUUUUAG